AUGAUUAUCAAUAUGGCAAGAUAUCAGAAUCUAAAUUAAAUACACAAUUAAUUUUAAAGGGACACACUAUUUGAGAUAAAAAGAAAUGGACAGAAACAGAUACAUUUUUAUCAACCCGAAAAUCCAAGUAGCGCACCUAAUGCUUUGAGCCGGUUUGAGGGGCCAGCCACACCCGUACUAACCUACGUCCUAGACUACGGCCCAUAGACCCAUUUGCUGAUUCAAAAUCCUAAUUUAAUAGAAAUUAGUGAAACCCUAUGGUUAUCAUAUGAUUCAAAAAUAAUGAGUAAAACCCAAUCGGUUUCAGCCCUCGAUCCUAAGGGGUUGGAUUAGAGUGACCCUAGGACUCCAUAUGGAACCCCCUAAAAGUAUUAAUUGAAACACGGCGAAGGCAAAGGUGAAAUAGGAGAAAUAUCACACAAUGAUAGGGGUUGGGGAGCAUAUUACAAUUUAAAUCACAAAAAUAAAUAAAUAAAUAAAAUAAAAAAAACUGGAAUGAAUAAACAAAAGAAAAUGAACACAAAAAAAAAAAAAAAAAAAGAAUAAAAAUAAAAAAAAGAGAUAGAAGAGAAGAAGAGGAGGGAGGCGGCUGAUUUUGGUGCAACAACCAUAUGAGGGCCGGUUUAUCCCCUGAACCCGUGCCAAUAACCUAGCAAUGAGAUAGUUUGCAGUGUUUUGCCAAUACCCAUUUCAUCUGCAAGAAUUCCAUUAAUGCCAUUUUCAUAAAACCUUAUCAACCAGUUCAAUCCAGCGAGCUGGUAAUCCUUCAUCUUUCCUUGAAUACAAGAAGGUUGUGUCACCAAGCUUGGGUUGCUUGAACCUUUCCAGGUAUCUGGGUUCAAUGUGGUCCUCUGUACCCAAGAAAAACAGAAACCCAAGAGCAGGAAGCUCUCUUUCAUGAGUUCUAAUGUUGUAGAACCUUAUCCUGCAAGGCCGACCCCAUUACCACUAAUCCAUUCUUCCAUCGGUUUGUCUACCCCUGCAAAUCUGGCCAAAAGCCCUCUAUCCCCAUUGGCAGGGGUCACACCUCCACCAUCGAUGUCCUUAUCUUUCCCACCAGAUGGGUCUCCAGCGGUUCUCCCCUCGAACCCACCUGAUGCUCUCACAUUGCCCCCAUGUAGUGCUAUGGACAUGGGAGCACCAGCGCCGACGCCGGAAACAGGGGAGGAGAAGGGACUUUGGUGUGUGGCAAAGCCUAGUGUUCCUGCAGAUACAUUACAGGAGGCCAUGAACUAUGCUUGUGGGGAAGGGGGUGCGGACUGUGACGAGAUUAAGCCUCAUGGAAGCUGUUAUAACCCAGAUACGGUUGUUGCCCAUGCAUCUUAUGCUUUCAAUAGCUACUGGCAGAAGAUCCAGGAGAAAAAGGGAGAAGAAAGGAAGAAGAGAUAUUCGGUUGCAGCAGACUUUGGAGGAAGGAAGAUGAGAAGAAGGAGAAGAAAAGAAGAAGGAGGUGCAGGUUCGGUUGCUGCCAGUUACAGCAGCAGGGAAGGAAAAGAAGAAGAAGAAGAAGAGAGGAGUUAGUGCGGCU
Molecule: messenger RNA, 1528 nt
Organism: Macadamia integrifolia
Lineage: Eukaryota; Viridiplantae; Streptophyta; Magnoliopsida; Proteales; Proteaceae
Exons: 1
Coding region: 898-1521 (207 amino acids)
Source: RefSeq, a predicted model, not a curated record